AUGGCGCGCCCAGUCGAAGCGCUGGACCUGCCGCCGCGCAACCUGCCCGCGCCGCCCCCGUACCGGCUCCCAACAUUGAUAACGACCUACUCGCACCUGCCCGACAGGAGCAUUGAGCCAGGGGACGCAAGUAUGGCGUGGUAUCGGCCAGCGCCGGUCGGCGCGGACCUGAAGUACGGGCUCGAGCGGCGCAUCGAGCGCGACGACAGCGUCGACGAGCACCUCGACGGGCUGGUUGACGCGCUGCGCGGGGUGCUGGAGGAGGGCGGGGGCGCGGAGCGCAAGGGCGGGGUGGUGACCUGGCGCGGGAUGCUCACGCGGAUCAUGACUGCGCCCUAUGAAGACCGCGAGGGGUGGGAGAUGGACGCGCUCGCGCUCGACGGGAGCGUGUAUCUCGAGCUGUAUGACCCGCCCGAGGCGCGCCAGCGGCGCGCGCACGACCAGUCGGCGUGGGCGGACGCAUCGUACAUGGGCUACGCUUACGAGAGCUACUCUACCACCACUCGCGAGGAGGUGUUUGACGGCCCGGAGGGGUGGGGCGGCGACGUGAAUACCAAUGUGCAGUGGUGUAAUGUCGUACGGAGUGCCAUUGGGGACGUGCCGGUUUGUCUUGGUGGCGAGGUGGACUGCGUUCGGGCACCACCCGGCUCGCCCAACCCCGGCCUAGCCGCGUGCAUCGAGCUCAAGACCAACAAGGUCAUCGAGAGCGAACGGCACGACGCAGUGUUCCACAAGAAGCUGCUCAAGCACUGGGCGCAGAGCUUUCUCCUUGGCGUAGAGACAGUCGAGGUCGGCUUCCGCACAGACGCCGGCAUCCUCGUAUCGCGGCACGCGUUCGACACAGGCGGCAUCCCUGCGCUUGUCGCGCAAGCCCACGGCAGCAACACCUGGUCCCCCGUGCCGUGCCUGCACUUCCUGCACGCCGUGCUCGCCAUGCUUGUGCGGCACGUGCUUCCUUCGGACCCGGUGGAGAGGUACACGGGGCGAGAGAUACCGCCCGCAGUGCUCUGGCGCCUGCGGUUCACCCCGCGCGGCGGGUGUGAGCUGUUUUGUCUCGGCGAGGUCGACGACCACGACGGGCGCUGGGGCGGUAUCUUGCCCGAGGACUAUGUGCACUGGCGGCUGGAGCGCGCCGCGGCGGCGUCGACAGCAACAACGGCGUGA
Messenger RNA from Vanrija pseudolonga, 1164 nucleotides. It is a transcript of the gene RAI1, whose product is annotated as Decapping nuclease RAI1. Gene Ontology annotation, molecular function: mRNA 5'-diphosphatase activity. Gene Ontology annotation, cellular component: cytosol; nucleus. Lineage: Eukaryota; Fungi; Basidiomycota; Tremellomycetes; Trichosporonales; Trichosporonaceae. Gene Ontology annotation, biological process: nuclear-transcribed mRNA catabolic process; NAD-cap decapping. Bases 1 to 1164 code for a protein of 387 amino acids. The transcript is spliced from 6 exons. The record is from RefSeq and is a predicted model, not a curated record.